ACUUUGUCUUCCAAAAGACUCUAUCCAAAGAGUAGGAUUAAUCCUUAGUAAGUGUGUCCAAAUAUCCAAAUAAGCCCUUUGAAUUUUGGUUUCAUCUGACUUAUGUCCCACGCACAACACUAAGGGCAAAGGAUCAUUCAGUUUAACAUUACGGUAGCACUAUGGACCCUGACGUCAUCGAGAUUCCUCCCCCAAUUCAUCACCCUUCGAAUUUUUAUCUCAACAACAAGGUUAUUUUGCAUGAUGUGAUUGACAUUGACAAUGAUGAUGAUUCUGAGGAUGUAAUGAUAAUUGGUGAAAAAGUUAGUAGUAACAAAGGGAAGACAAUUGAUGCUGUUCAUGGUGAUCUCCAAGUUGUGAGUAUGUCUGAUUAUCCUUUUUCGGUCCCUGAUGUGGCAAAAUUUGGAUCAGUUGGCGGGAUUGCGUCUUCUAAUAAUCUCCCUUCAGUGUCAAAUAAUGUAAUCAAUGUUGAUGGUCAUGGCUCUGAUCUAUCAUAUGAUGAUGAUGACUAUGUUGAUAUUUUGUCGGCGGAAGACUAUAUGGAUGCAGAUGAGUAUACCUUAUUACAGAAACAUUUUGAUCAUGUGGAUAUACCUCCUGGAAUUGAAGCACCUUUUACUUGGUUGCCACCAGGAUAUGAUGUAGGUUUUAAGACUGGAAAUAGUAUGUUUUAUCCUUGGGAUCAUGUGCAAUCAAAUGCUGCAUUAAGUUCCAUGACACCUUCUUCCCAGCCUUCUAUGUCAUUAGAUCCAACUAACUCUAAAAUUCAAGCAGCUUCAAUUGGUGGUACUAACAUUCAAAUCAAAAUGGAUGAUGUUGAUUACUCCUCUGGAAUAGAAUUGUCUUCUAAAAUUUUUUCUCAAUCUGCCCCUUCUAAGAAGAAAUCAGCUACUUCAAAACCCAGAGGACGUACUUCAAAUGCUUCAGUAGGAUUAGAAUCAUCUAAGUCUCACUGGUUUUCAGGGUCUUUCCAUAGCAAAAAGAAGUCUGCUUCGGCAUACCUUAGUUUAUUUGACUCUAUGGUGGCUGAUAAGCUGCCACAUGCAGGUCAGUCAUCAAAUGGGGGGAAAUUUAAAACUCCAAUGAUGGCCGAUGGCAGUAGUGUUUCCUCCCAUUCAAAUUUCAUUGGACACCAUGGAUCAUCGCAUACUUGGGGAACAAAUGCAGGAAAAUCUUGGUGGAAAAAUUCUCAAAAUGAUAAAUCAUUUUCUACUCAUAAUAAAAAAAUUUCUAAUAAUAUUUACUAUCCAUCUGAUCCUCUUGUUACCCAAACUGAGUAUGGUUUUGUUAACUCGGUUCUCAAUUCUGCUGGAGAUGGAUUUAAUGGAAAAGCAGUGGAUAGCCCUAUUGUUACAAUUUCGGAUGAUGCCAGAGAUGAAACUAUGAGGAAAUUUCGAAGUUUUAAACAAUUUGACACUGCUGAGGACACUUCAGAUCAUUACUUCAUCCGUAGCAGUUCUUCAACGAAACGGCCUCCUCACAAGAAUUGGGCUAAAAAAAUCCAGGAAGAGUGGAAGAUUUUACAGAAGGAUUUGCCAGGUUCAAUAUUUGUGAGAGUGUAUGAGUCAAACAUGGAUCUUCUGAGGGCUGUGAUUAUUGGAGCUGAAGGGACUCCAUAUCAUGAUGGCCUAUUCUUUUUUGAUGUUUUCUUUCCCAGUGGCUAUCCCAAUGUACCACCGAAAGUGCAUUACCACUCUGGAGGUCUGCGGCUCAACCCAAAUUUGUAUCAUUGUGGCAAAGUAUGCCUUAGUCUGCUGAACACCUGGAGCGGCAGCAAAAAUGAGAAGUGGCUUCCCGGCACGUCAACUAUUCUACAGGUUCUGGUCUCCAUACAGGGUCUAAUUCUGAAUACAAAGCCUUACUUUAAUGAACCUGGAUAUGCACACAUGAGUGGUUCAGCAAGUGGUGAAAAGCUGUCCUUUCAGUAUAACGAGGACACAUUCAUUCUAUCAUUGAGGACAAUGAUGUAUAUGAUACGAAGGCCUCCAAAGAAUUUUGAGGAUUUUGUUAAGGGGCAUUUCUGCAGCAGAGCCAGUGAUAUUCUGAUGGCAUGUAAGGCAUACAUGGAAGGUGCUCAAGUUGGGUGUUUGGCCAAAGGAGGUGUUCAGGACGUUGAUGCGGGAGACAGAAGCUGCUCACAGAAGUUCAAGCAUUCUUUAGCUGGAUAUAUGAAAAUGCUUGUCAAAGAGUUUGCUCAAACUGGAGCAAAGGACAUUGAGAAAUUCCUACCUCCACCACCACCAACAGUAGCAGUGAAGAAAAAAACCAUCAGGAGUGGUGCUGCUCGAGGCUGCAAGCUGAACUGAAUAUUCUCUUAGAUAAUCCAAAUUUUGAGGCUUCAUUGAUACACACACCGAAACUUCUUAGUACUUAUAUUUCACCUAAUGACACUUUUCUGGUUAAUGUUAAAUACUUUUACUAUUAUUA
Messenger RNA from Vigna radiata var. radiata (mung bean), 2427 nucleotides. RefSeq names its product probable ubiquitin-conjugating enzyme E2 25. The transcript is spliced from 8 exons. Lineage: Eukaryota; Viridiplantae; Streptophyta; Magnoliopsida; Fabales; Fabaceae. Bases 162 to 2306 code for a protein of 714 amino acids. The record is from RefSeq and is a predicted model, not a curated record. Gene Ontology annotation, molecular function: ubiquitin conjugating enzyme activity.